This is a messenger RNA of Rhodotorula graminis WP1, 633 nucleotides long. RefSeq lists its product as uncharacterized. The coding region runs from base 14 to 577 and encodes 187 amino acids. NCBI's taxonomy places the organism in Eukaryota, Fungi, Basidiomycota, Microbotryomycetes, Sporidiobolales, Sporidiobolaceae. The record is from RefSeq and is a predicted model, not a curated record. The transcript has 5 exons.
CGCCAGCCACGCCAUGCCGUCCGUCGAGCUCAACCCUGCCGCCUACCGCGCCGUCUUCUCGUCGCGCGGCUUCUACAACAUCCUCCUCGGCAACGUCCUCGGCGCCACCGUCUGGCAUGGCUUCUUCGGCGGCCCCAUCGCGUACCGCAUCCUCGGCCGCAAGCCCUUCUCGACUCUCCAAGAGGCCAUCUUCCCGAAGCUGUUCCUCCUCCAGACGGGCUCGGCCGUCGUCCUCGCGAGCCUGUACGGCCGCGGCUCGACCGCGCUCACAAAGGUCGAGUGGACGCGCUUCUACCGCUCGAGCGACCGCAACGUGUGGGCGCUCGCCAUCAUGGCCGGCUCCGGGCUCGCCAACUGGCUCGUCCUCGGGCCGUGGACCACGAAGGUCAUGAAGAUCCGACACCGUCGCGAGCGCAUCGAGGACAAGGAGUACAACGACCCCAAGGCCUCGCCCGAGAUGAAGCAGCUCAACCGCCGUUUCGCCGUCCUGCACAGCGUCGCGAGCCUGCUCAACCUCGCCUUUAUCUCGGCCGCCGCGACCCACGCCGCGUACCUCGCCGCGUUCCCGCCGGCGUGAGUCGCGCGCGAGGGCGAGGGCGAGGGGGCGAUGUGUGUGUGUGCUGGGGAGAGGAG